Molecule: messenger RNA, 1080 nt
Organism: Plasmodium adleri (nom. inval.)
Lineage: Eukaryota; Apicomplexa; Aconoidasida; Haemosporida; Plasmodiidae
Product: lysophospholipase, putative
Exons: 1
Coding region: 1-1080 (359 amino acids)
Cellular component (GO): membrane
Molecular function (GO): lipase activity
Source: RefSeq, a predicted model, not a curated record
AUGAAUAAAUUAUUUGUAGAUGAUUCAAAUGUAUGUGGAACAUUUAAUACAUUACCUUUUGUUGAAUCAUAUUAUAAUAGAAAGGGAAUAUUAUUAAAGAGUUAUUCCUGGUUAGUUAAGAAUGCAAUUGGUAUAAUAGUAUUAGUUCAUGGUUUAAGUGCUCAUUUAAGACUUCAAUAUUUAAGGCUUAAUGUCAAUGUAGUUAAUAACGACUAUGCUAGAUUAAUUGAUGCAGAUAAUUAUUACAUUUACGAAAAUAGUUGGAUCGAAGAUUUUAAUAAAAAUGGAUAUUCAGUAUAUGGUAUUGAUUUACAAGGUCAUGGAGAAUCGGAAGGAUUAGAUAAAUUACCACUUCAUAUAAAUGAUUUUGAUGAUUAUGUGUAUGAUAUAAUAGAUUAUAUGAAAAGAAUUAAUAAUUCGAUAAUUUCAGAAAAACCUAACCAGAAUAAUACAUUAAAUAAAUAUACUAUAGAAAAUACACAAGAGCUUCUUCCUAUGUAUUUAGUUGGAUUAUCAAUGGGUGGGAACAUUGUAUUAAGAACUUUAGAAAUAUUAGGAAAAUCCAAUGAAAUAAAUUCUAAUUUUAACAUAAAAGGAUGUAUAUCUUUAGCUGGUAUGAUAUCUGUUCGAAUGGUAGGUUCUAUAGAUUCAAUUAAAUAUAAAUACUUUUAUUUACCGGUAAUGAAAUUAUUUUCUCGGUAUUUUCCAACUUUUCGACCUGGUAGAAAGAAAUUCAAAUUUGAGAAAUAUCCAUUUGUUAAUGAUCUGUUAUUUUAUGAUAAAUAUAGAUUUAAAGGACGUAUUACAAAUAAUCUUGCACGUGAAAUUUUGGUUGCAUUAGAUAAUUUACAUAACAAUAUUGAUGAUAUUCCUAAAAAUAUACCUAUAUUAUUUAUUCAUUCAAUUAAUGAUUGUCUUUGUUGGUAUGAAGGAACUGUAUCAUUUUACAAUAAAUUACAAAUCGAUACUAAAGAACUUUAUACUUUAGAAGAUAUGGAUCAUGUUAUAUCAAUGGAACCAGGAAAUGAAAAUGUUUUAAAGAAAAUUCUUGAAUGGCUUUCUAAUUUAUAUGUGCAAUAA